AUGUUGGGCCUGCCAGAUGAUCGAUGGGUGGAGCAGAUGAGCGCGCAGGCGCUUCCCACCUGCCAGCCCUUUCGCUUGCGGCACCGUGCGGAUGUCGCUUUCAUCGUCACCAUGGGAGCGCGCAUCAUCCAAAUGCAAUCUGGCUUCGCGAUGCUGGAGUCUGCAUACGCUCAGCCGAACAACUCGGCCAAUAUCAUGAUGAAAAACAUGCUGGAUCUCUUCAUCGGUGUUCUGGCCUUCUACUUGUUUGGCUAUUGCAUUGCCUACGGAGACACACAUGACGUGGGCUUUGCUGAUACGGGUUACGACUUGGCGCAUUGGUUUUGCAGCUUCUCUUACGCGACCACGGCAGCCACUAUCAACAGUGGUGCUCUUGCCGGACGGGUGGCCUUCUUCCCGUACUUGGUCUUAUCGACAGUGAUGACAGGUGUCGUGUACCCGAUCUCCGCGCGCCUCGUCUGGGGCGGCGGCUGGCUCCAGCAGAUGGGCUUCGUCGACUUUGCAGGCUCGGCCACCGUUCACUUGGUCGGGGCCGUCAGCGCCGUGGUCGCCACGUGCUUCGUCGGCCCACGCAUUGGGCGCUUCAAGGAGUACCGUGCGUGGAGAGCGCCCUGGAACGUGAUCUUCCUAGAGAAGAACGACGACAAGUACUACCGGGAGCCCGAGGCGCCUGUCGAGAAGAAGGUCUUCGUGCCUUUCCGCCGGUGCAGGCACCCAGUGCAGCUGCUCUUCGGCACCUUCCUCCUGCUCGUGGGAUUCCUGGCCUUCAACCCUGCCUCGACCUUUGCCACCACAGCCGACAAGGACCUGACCGUUGCCUACAGCUCUGUCACGACGCUCUUGGCUUCAGCGGGAGCGGGAGUGGGAGGCAUGCUCUUCUCCGUCGUGUCGGCACGGGCAGCAGUGGUGCGAGUCCCUGAGCUGACGAAUGCCGUGGUCGGAGGCUUGGUAGCCAGCUGCGCAUGUUGCUCGGUCAUCCCCAUUCCGAUAGCUCCGCUGGUGGGGUUCGUGGCUGCCCUGCUGACAUUGAGCUUCGAGGAGUUGCUCGCAAGGUUCCAGAUUGACGAUGCUGUUGGCGCUGUCGCUGCUCACGGCCCAAGUGGCGCUUGGGGAACGCUGGCAGUCGCUCUCUUCGCAGAUAAGCACUGCGGCGAUAAUCACGACUAUUCCGGUAUCUUCUUUGGGGGCGGCGAUGCAGCUUGGCGCCUUUUGGGCGUGCAGGCACUUGGCAUUUUGGUGCUCAUGGCCAUUUCCCUGACCUCCACCUACUUAGUCGUGAUGUUGGUGGACCUCCUGUUUGGAUUCCGUGUCUCGCGGGCCUGCGAGCUGAUCGGCCUGGACUUCUGGGAGCACCAAUUCGACGAUGGCAGCUUGGAUGCCGGCAGUCACAAAGCCACGCUCUAUGGCCUCUCGAAGAUGCGCGAAGAUCUCAGUCGCCGAUCUCGGUACCUGGAGGUGUCCCCGAGAAAGUGGUGGACCCUCCCCAAGAGCCUCUCCGGUUCUUCGUCUGCGCCUGGGGGCCUCAGCGAGGCCUCCACCGCCGGUACCGAUGCGGAGCAAAGCACGGCGGCUGCUGAGGGACAGGCCUUGGCUGGCUCGGACCGAAAAAUGGAGGAGCUGAUGAGGAAAGUCCAGGCCUUGGAGCAGCAGAUCUCUCUGCUCACCGUGGGGGCCUUGAGGAAUGCCCAAUCAGCCGAGCCCGGGACCUUCGAGGACAUCUGCGGCCGGGGCGUGCGAAGCGAGAUCUGCAUUCCGCCGUCGCCCACGGAGCCCAGCGCGAGUGAACCCAAAGCACACAAAGUCGUUCCUUAA
Symbiodinium sp. CCMP2592 is the source of this 1812-nucleotide messenger RNA. The record is from the annotation of a GenBank genome assembly. Lineage: Eukaryota; Dinophyceae; Suessiales; Symbiodiniaceae.